This is a messenger RNA of Phaeodactylum tricornutum CCAP 1055/1, 1362 nucleotides long. RefSeq lists its product with no specific name. Bases 1 to 1362 code for a protein of 453 amino acids. NCBI's taxonomy places the organism in Eukaryota, Bacillariophyta, Bacillariophyceae, Surirellales, Neidiaceae. Gene Ontology annotation, molecular function: GTP binding; translation initiation factor activity; tRNA binding. Gene Ontology annotation, cellular component: eukaryotic translation initiation factor 2 complex; cytosol. Gene Ontology annotation, biological process: positive regulation of translational fidelity; formation of translation preinitiation complex. The transcript has 3 exons. The record is from RefSeq and is a predicted model, not a curated record.
AUGCGUGCGGACGCUACGACGGAGGCCCACGGCCAAGGUCCGCAACAACCCCAUCUGGCCAAACAAGACGCGGCAACGGUAGAUCCCGCACAACUCACAGCCCUGUCUCCCGAAGUGAUCUCUCGCCAGGCCACCAUUAAUGUGGGAACCAUUGGACACGUGGCGCACGGCAAGUCCACCGUUGUCAAGGCCAUUUCCGGAGUGCAAACGGUCCGCUUCAAGAACGAACUCGAGCGGAACAUUACCAUCAAACUCGGGCCCCUCUACACUUCCCGAGGCUCUUCACACGCCGAUAUCUUCACCGAAGGAGGUCGAACCUACCAUCUGCGCCGUCACGUGUCCUUCGUCGAUUGCCCCGGACACGACAUUCUCAUGGCGACCAUGCUGAACGGGGCCGCCGUCAUGGACGCCGCCCUCCUGCUCAUUGCCGGAAACGAGACUUGCCCCCAACCGCAGACUUCCGAACAUUUGGCCGCCGUAGAAAUCAUGCGCCUCGAACAUAUCCUCAUUCUGCAAAACAAGGUCGAUCUCGUCAAACCCGAUGCCGCCGUCGCGCAACAGGAACAGAUUCGCAAGUUCGUCGCUGGAACCGUGGCCGACGCCGCACCCAUUCUCCCCAUUUCCGCCGUACUCCGAUACAAUAUGGACGUACUCUGUGAAUACCUCAUUCGACGAAUCCCUCUACCGGUACGGGACUUUACCUCCCAACCCCGCCUCAUUGUUAUUCGAUCAUUCGACGUCAACCGCCCCGGACAAGACGUUUCCAAACUACAAGGCGGCGUCGCUGGAGGAAGUAUUCUACAGGGUGUCCUCCGUGUUGGUGACGAAAUCGAAGUCCGACCCGGAAUCGUACACAAGCAGGACGAUAAAAUUGUUUGCGUACCCAUUUUCAGCAAGAUUUCCUCCCUUUACGCCGAACAGAACGAUCUCCAGUUUGCCGUCCCCGGAGGCUUGAUCGGCGUCGGGACCAAAAUCGAUCCCACCCUUACCCGCGCUGAUCGUCUCGUCGGACAAGUCCUCGGUCUCAAGGGACAGCUGCCGGAUGUCUUUUCAGAAAUCGAAAUCUCCUACUAUCUGCUUCGCCGAUUACUCGGAGUCAAAACAUCCGACGGUGGCAAACAGGCCAAGGUACAGAAACUCACCAAGAACGAAAUUCUCAUGGUGAACAUUGGUUCCACCGCCACCGGUGGACGAGUGUCCGCCGUCAAGGGAGAAUUGGCCAAAAUAACCCUCACACAACCCGUGUGUACCGAAGAAGGUGAGAAGAUUGCCCUCUCCCGACGCGUCGACAAGCACUGGCGGUUGAUUGGUUGGGGACAAAUUCGCAAGGGAAACGUUGUGGAAAUAGCCGAGUCGGCGUAA